Messenger RNA from Paramecium primaurelia, 756 nucleotides. The record is from the annotation of a GenBank genome assembly. NCBI's taxonomy places the organism in Eukaryota, Ciliophora, Oligohymenophorea, Peniculida, Parameciidae.
AUGUCUAAAUAAUAAUCAUAUUCCAUUUGUGAUUGUGGAGAAUGUGAGAAUACUAUUUAUUAAGAUAAUCAUAAUCAUGAUCAUAAUAAUCAUUGUGAUCAUAAUCAUAAUCAAGAUUUCUAUGAUCAUCAUGAUAAUUUUAAAUUUUAAUUAGAAUAAAGUUAAGAUACAUAAUUUAUCAAAUUUUAUUUGGAAGUUCAGAUUAUAAAUAAGCAGCUAUAAUAGCAUUUUUUAAUAUCGCAUUAGCUGUUUAAACUUUUUAUUCAGGAUUAAUAAGUUCAAGUGUACAUUUAACAGAAGAGAGCUUUGAUUGUAUAUUAAAUUCAAUAGUAAUUGUAUUUGCAAUCUAUUGUGGAAUUAAAGCAAAAACAUUUUAACCAACAAAAACUUUUCCCUUUGCUAUGUAAAGAUUUGAAUAUUUAUUCUCAUUCACAUUAUGUAUCAAUAUUAACUAUGUUACAAAUAUCAAGAAAUGCACAUGAAAUUUUAGAGGAUCUUCACGUUAUUAAUCAUCCAACUGAUAAACAUGAAGAAAAAUAACAUAAUGAAUUGUACUAUGCUUAAUUUAGAAUAGCCUUGUCAUUUACAGGGAUCUUUUUAUUUAUUGAAUACAUCCAAUAAAAUUUAGUUACUGAUAAAGAAUUACUUUAAUAAUUUAUACAAAACUACAAAAAUUUAAUAAAUUUAAAUCUAUCUAAAUAUUACUAUACUCAUAAUUUGAAUAAUGCAUGCCAUUACAAUGUGAUUUUUAUGUGA